GAUAGCGUCUUGGAGAAGGGAUUUACCCCUGUGUUUUUAUUCCUCCGUGCUCCUACAAAGUCUGAGUCGGUUUCUUUAGACUGUGAGAUUAUAGACUAUGGCGUUUUCAGCGAGCUGCAAAAGGGCGUUCUUUUUUGGUAGCUUGUUGAUCCUUGUGAAGGUCAAGAACGUGACGCCAAAAGGCAAUGGAACUAUAGGUGUGAAGGGAGCUAGCGAUACGGAAGCCGGUCGGCUGGUAAAUGACCUAAUGGCGGGCUAUGGACCUGGCUUUGUCCGGCCUGUUUUGGAGACAAACAACCCAACAGUUGUGGAAUACAGGCUGCUCAUUCACGAACUAAUAGAAUUGAGUACCCGAGAACAAAAAUUCAAAAUCAAUGCUCGUCUGAGAGUGUCUUGGAGGGAUGAAUUUCUUCAAUGGGAGCCCAGCGAGUAUGGCGAUACCAAGGUUAUCUUCCUCCCGGCCUCUUCAAUAUGGCAGCCAGACAUCACCCUAAUGAGGAAUAUCGAUGAAGACUUUGAAGUCAUGAAACCAACUUCUGUUCGAGUCAACUCAACUGGACACGUCUCGUGGUUCACACUGGCCUUUCUCUCCAGUUCGUGUGACGUAAAUGUCAGAUACUUCCCCUUUGACAUCCAGAGGUGCGAGAUGAGAUUUAGCUCCUGGAGUUAUUCCAUCGAAGACAUCGACCUGUACCUGGCCAAGUCAAAGGACGCUCAACAAACAAGCUAUCAAGAGAAUGGUAUCUGGGAUCUGGUGGAAGUUCAAACAGCCAGGGAGGUGAAAUCCUACAUCGCGGGAGACUAUCCAGAGGUGUCCUAUACCUUCGUGUUGAAGAGACGAUCCGAGUACUAUUACACCAACGUCGUUGUACCCUUUCUGUUCCUGUCCCUGAUUUGUAACCUCAUUUUCCUUCUGCCUCCUGCCGGCAAAGACGCCAAAGUCACGCUGGUCAUAACUAAUCUUCUGGCUCUCAUAGUCUUCCUCCAGAUUGUUGCUGGUGUCAUGCCGCCCGUUGGAGAAAUCCCUGUUCUAGCAACCUACUUUCUGACUCUCAUCAUUCUCGUCUGCAUCUCCAUCGUCAUGACGAUCUUCGUGUACACUGUUCAGCACGGAUCUGAUCAGCCGCCUCGCUGGUUCCGUCGCGUGGUGUUGGGCUUCAUGGCCAGGGCAGUGUGCAUGUACGACAGCGCUGUGGCUGGCUUUGAUGAGAAGGGAGUCAGUGAAAACGAAGAGCUUCAGCCACUGGAAGUGAACGCCAAUAAAGAUGGGGCAAACCUGCUGGCUGUCCAGAUUCCGCAGUCGCUUCUGGAUGACGUCGCCUACCUUCGCAACAAGGUAGAAUCGCAAGAGAAGGGAGACUUCUUUGUUUUGCAGUGGGAGUACGCCAGCCGGGUCAUCGACCGCUGGCUGCUGAUCAUAUCCAUGACGGUGUGGGCUCUGGCUACUAUCAUUCUGCUGGCAGUGAGUCAUGAGUAAACUUGGUAUAUUAGAUAUUAGGGAUUCACAAAAACGAAGUUAGCGAUUCAAGAUCGCCCCAUGCACUUGUUUGCAUGGAAUUCCUUUCAGACUGGAACUAUGAAAGUGAAUUCAAAUUUCUUAAAAUCAAUACGGGCGUUUC
Acanthaster planci (crown-of-thorns starfish) is the source of this 1619-nucleotide messenger RNA. Its product is annotated as neuronal acetylcholine receptor subunit alpha-7-like. The record is from RefSeq and is a predicted model, not a curated record. Gene Ontology annotation, molecular function: transmembrane signaling receptor activity; acetylcholine-gated monoatomic cation-selective channel activity. Gene Ontology annotation, cellular component: postsynaptic membrane. Lineage: Eukaryota; Metazoa; Echinodermata; Asteroidea; Valvatida; Acanthasteridae. Gene Ontology annotation, biological process: monoatomic ion transmembrane transport.